Molecule: messenger RNA, 702 nt
Organism: Lolium perenne
Lineage: Eukaryota; Viridiplantae; Streptophyta; Magnoliopsida; Poales; Poaceae
Source: RefSeq, a predicted model, not a curated record
AUGAACUUGAAGAAGGAUGAAUUUCGUAGUCCGAGGAAAGGUGGAAGGACUCUGAAGGAGUACAGGGAUGAUUUCUGUUCCUUGGCAAGGUGUGCCCCAGAGGACAUUGGCACUGAUGCCAAGAGGAAACAGAAGUUCCUCAAUGGACUUAAAGGUGAACUAAAGAUACCUUUGUCUGUGUCUUAUGCACCCAACUACCAAUUCCUGCUUGAUCAAGCCGUCACUCUGGACAAUGACAUCAAGAAGGAAGAGAAUCGCCAGACAAAGUUCAAUAAGAAGCACAUUGAACCCUUCCACAAGAAACACCACUCAUCUGAAGGAACUGGAAGUCACAUCUCACACAAGCAUAAUGGUCAUUUUAGUAAGGGAAAUGGCAACAAUUACAAUGGUGAUAGGCACAAUGGAGGAUUCAAGGGAAACCAUUCCAAUGGUAAUCACAAUGGAAACAAUGGUCGUCACAAUGGGAGUAAUGGACACCACAAUGGAAACAACGGCCAGCACCGUCACAAUUCAGGGGACUUGUCCCAUAUCACCAGCUUCAAGUGUAAGAAGACUGGACACUAUGCCACUAAUUCUCCAGAGAAGAAGCCCGAUGAUGUUACCAAACCCAACCCCUUCCAGAAGGGACAGGCGAACCACCUCAUUGUGGAGGAACUGAUGAAUGAACCUGACGUUGUGAUGGGUAUGUUUCCACUCAACUAG